GUAACUCGGACUUGGUUGAUGCAUGAAGCCCACCAAGGCAAAGGGAAAUCACAACAGGACAGAAAACAGGAACCUACCCUGUUCACACGGCCGUCCGACCUAAACACCAAGCCCCAGAGAUAUGGCUGAACCGCCAACACCAAGACAGUUAACAAUACGAGCCCAGCCGUAAUCCAAUGAGACACCGGCGGUACCCGCUCCCCCUUUUUCCCUCUGCUGUUGCCGACGGGAAUCUCAAUACUACCAUAGCCAUUCCCGGAGAGGAGAUAGUCGUCAGUCCUCGCCCUGCCAUCAUCCUGCUCGCCACCAUCACCAUCACCACUCAACCUCUGCCAGCGAUCCAGCUGCUGAACCAUGCCAACCAGGAGCUGAACGACAUGCACACCAUGUCACACCAGACACUUAUACCGCUGCCACUGUUGUUUCGGUCAGCAUUGAUCAUCACCAUCGACAUCAUCCCAAUACCAGACCUCAACAUCUCUUUAUGCUAUAAUAUUGUCAAAAAGCGGCAAAGAAAAGAAAGACAGGGGUUCGUAGAGUGUUCCAACAUUUGAAUCUGGAGCCUGACUGGGUUCCGCUCGAGUUUAAGGUAGAUAGUCCGGGCAACUGCCAGUCUGCUCGGUGCUGCUCCGACCGAUGUACCUCGAUUGACAUAUCUGUUACAAGGGGUAGGUAGUCGAGAGGAUGGUUUUUUA
Messenger RNA from Parathielavia appendiculata, 695 nucleotides. RefSeq lists its product as uncharacterized. NCBI's taxonomy places the organism in Eukaryota, Fungi, Ascomycota, Sordariomycetes, Sordariales, Chaetomiaceae. The transcript has a single exon. Bases 177 to 554 code for a protein of 125 amino acids. The record is from RefSeq and is a predicted model, not a curated record.